CUCAUUUCCCUCUUCUCUCUUCUUAACUCGCUUUUUCAUUCUCAGCUCUUCAUCUUCUUCGUCUUCGUCUCCAUUCUUGAUUUUUCUUGCUAAGUUCAGGUAAACCUUUCAACUCUCUUCAAAGGUGUACAUUUCAUAAUAAUCUCUUUGAAAUGGCCCCAACACCAUCAGCGAAAUCAAAUCAAAAUCAUUCAAAUCACACCAAGACACCCCAGACAAGGCAUCGUCUUAACUUCAAUCUGACCAAACCCUUGCCGAAUCCCCAUUCGGCUCCGGCAGAACACCCAGUUGAAGUAAUCGGCCGAAUACGCGAUUACCCAGAUAGGAAAGAGAAGCCCGUCUCUGCUUUACAGAUCAACCCUGAUCGCCAGUCUUUACGUGUCAGAACAGAAAUAGGGUAUCGAGAUUUCAGCCUCGAUGGGAUCUCGGUAUCAGAAGAAGAAGAUUUGGAUUCCUUUUACAAGAAGUUCAUCGAAUCUAGGAUCUUAGACGUGAAAAUGGGAGCGAAAUGUACUAUAAUGAUGUAUGGGCCUACCGGAUCGGGGAAGAGCCAUACGAUGUUUGGUUGUGCGAAGCAACCUGGGAUUGUGUAUAAAUCGUUGAAGGACAUAUUGGGUAAUGGGGAAGAAGAAGAAGAUGUUGAAUCAUCUACAUUCGUUCAAGUUGCAGUCAUGGAAAUUUACAAUGAAGAGAUUUAUGAUCUUCUUUCUACCAACAACAGUGGAGGAGGAUUCAGUCUAGGCUGGUCUAAAGGCUGUUCUUCCAAGGUGAGACUUGAAGUCAUGGGAAAGAAGGCUAAGAAUGCUACUUAUAUCUCCGGAACAGAAGCUGGAAAGAUUUCAAAAGAGAUCCAAAAGGUUGAGAAAAGAAGGAUUGUCAAGAGCACAUUCUGCAAUGACAGAAGUUCUAGAAGCCACUGCAUGAUAAUUCUUGAUGUCCCAACUGUUGGGGGUCGGCUUAUGCUAGUAGACAUGGCUGGAUCUGAAAACAUUGAACAAGCUGGUCAAGUUGGUUUGGAAGCAAAAAUGCAGACUGGAAAGAUCAACCAAGGGAAUAUAGCAUUGAAAAGGGUGGUUGAAUCCAUAGCUAAUGGAGAUUCUCAUGUUCCAUUCAGAGAUAGUAAAUUGACCAUGCUAUUGCAGGACUCUUUCGAGGACGAUAAGUCGAAGAUUCUGAUGAUACUAUGCGCUAGCCCAGAUCCAAAGGAGAUGCACAAGACAAUCACCACUUUGGAAUACGGGGCAAAAGCAAAAUGCAUUGUUCGUGGUCCAGUAACUCCGGAGAAAGACAAGAACGAGGAUGGUGAAUCAAAUGGUAUUUUGGGAUCAAGAAUUGCAGCCAUGGAUCAAUUCAUUCUCAAGCUGCAGAUGGAAAACAAGCUUAAGGAGAAAGAGAGAAACGAAGCUCGAAAACAGCUCAUGAAAAAGGAUGAAGAGAUUUCAUCUCUUAAGUUGAUGAGCGAAGAUAUAAUCAAGAUGAAAGUUAGUGAAAGAACAGAGAUUCUCAAACACGAACUGGAGAAGAAAAUGGAAGAAUGUCAAAAAACAGCAAACGAGUUAGUUGAAAUCGAGAGAAGGAAGAUGGAAGAGAGAAUGAUCCUUCAACAACAGGAAGUCGAAGUGAUGAAGCGUCGUUUGGAAACUUUGGAGCUCGAACUUGCCUUACGUGGUGGCGGUUCUUCAACUACGCCGCCGCCUAAAGACGAAACCAGUGGCUUUGCCAAACGUUUACUAGAGAUUUGUGGUUCCAACGACGACCCUAUGGAGAAAUCAAUGGACCUGAGUAAGUCUAUGGAUAUGGACUCUGUUAUUGUUGUUCCUCAUUCCCCUGUUUCUUCUAUGUGGGUUAAUCCUGAAGAUGACCAUGAAGUCUGUUCUUCGAUGUUAUUCACCAAGAAAGUGUCUUUGAGCACUGUAUUUGAGGAAGAAGGAGAGGAUGUAGAAGAGGAUGAUAAAUUUGUAGACGAAGUUCAGAAGGAAGUUAUAGAGGAGAAGAUAAUGUAUAAUUCACCAGCUGCUGUUCUUCGUGUAGACAGCAGCCAUGAUGACGAAAAGGAAAACGAGAAAGGUGGUUUGGAUUGUAGAAAGUUGACAAUUCAAAACAUCUUCACCCUAUGCGGAAACUACAGAGAGCUACCCACCACCCAACAACAACAGAGCAUCACCGAGGAUGGUGUGUUAUUGACAUCUGAAAACCCCAUUUCAGAAGAAGAGAAGGAGAACUGCUACAAGAAAUGCGGUCUGGAUUUGGACUUGGAUUUGGAUUUUGUGGAUGUAUACGUGAAAUGGGAAGCGUCGAAAGAGCAGAAUGCUGGAAAAUUCAUAACCACUCUUAAAGUUAGGACAAAUGCAACUCUAGCUGAUUUGAGGAAGCAGAUCGAGAUGAAGCUUGAUGACAAUAAGCAAUCAUUCACUUUUCUUGCACUUGGGGAUCCAACUGGAGCACCUGUUGGUCGGGAGAAGGAAGGAUCAGUUCAAGCAAUCAAACUGCCAGUUUGUAAUGAAGGAUAUUUGGCUUGCUUGCGUCCAGCUAAAGGAAAUCAUGUUGUUCCUUUUAGCAACAUUGAUAACAUACUUGCAGCUGCUGCAGUAGCCAGAUAGAUUGAUAAGAUAAAUAGAUCUUCUAGAUGAAUUUGUUGAUUCGUUUUUCAUAAUCCUAUGUUGAUUUGUGUUGAAAUAUGAUAAUGUCGUGUUUGUUUAGUUAGUAGGUGAGAUUUCAUAACUCAAUUCUAGUUUGUUUAAUUGCAAGUUUAUGUCAAUGUUUACCUUGAUCUCU
Molecule: messenger RNA, 2775 nt
Organism: Impatiens glandulifera
Lineage: Eukaryota; Viridiplantae; Streptophyta; Magnoliopsida; Ericales; Balsaminaceae
Product: kinesin-like protein KIN-10A
Exons: 6
Coding region: 153-2600 (815 amino acids)
Biological process (GO): microtubule-based movement
Cellular component (GO): microtubule; kinesin complex
Molecular function (GO): microtubule motor activity; microtubule binding; ATP binding
Source: RefSeq, a predicted model, not a curated record